AUGCCAUCAUUGGCUUUCGAAGUCGGAGAAUGGUCGACGGACACCUUCUCCAUUGCACGCCCGAUGCGCCCGGCUCUUCUUCGACUCCUGAAGAGGCCGUCCGCCCUCUCCAUCCUCGAUUCGCUCGCGGCUACCCCGAUUGGGAUUGAGCAUUUGGAGUCCAGAUACACGCGUCUGCGGUGCCAGUCGCGAUGCGCUCAGGAAGUAUCUCUCGAUGAGACCGAGGGAAGCUCAUCUACAACGAAGCUUGGGACUAAAUUGCAGACGCAUGGUGAAGGACGGCCCUUUGGCUUUAAUGUUUACGAAAUCGAACCAUCGAACGAGAAUCAUUCCCCCGGACCUCUGCAGCGCGCGGACUUCUCACACGGAACGGAUACUGCGGAUCGCUCUAGAAACUGUCUCUGGUUACAAAAAGAGCAGCUGGAUUUCGAGUCGGAUAUUGGACACACGAAAGACAUCGGAACACGUCUAGUGGACAACGCGGCGCAUCGGCACGACUUCGAGCUUUGGGAGGACCUGUUGCGGUUUCGCCAGCGUCAUUAUGGUGACAAAGGCACGCAAGAUAUCUGGGAGGCCCUGACCAUUCGUUUGAGUGAUGUCAAGCUUCCUGUCACCGGCGACAGGGCAGACUUCUUUUGGCAAAGCUUCGUGGACAUGGGGCUGAAACGAGAUCUUUUUCUCAAGGAUGUCAUGGAAUAUGCGAUUGAUAUCUGGCAUAGCGAAGGUGCUUGCUGGAGCCAACUUUAUCUAAAAGUCGUGGGUGGUCUUUUUGACCUGGGUUUGAAAAAACAAGCUAUGAAGUGGCACAAAAAACUUCAAAGCUGCGGUCUUGCUCGCCCUGAUGAAGUGAUCCAGGUUCUCCCGGCAGCAAUCCGACCAAAAAAACUACUAAGCAGCAGAAAAUCGUCGACGAGUGUUCAAAGACCACAAGCCUUCCAUAAACUCUCGUCCGUGCGAAAACUGCUCAUUUCCAUUCCAGGCCAUCAGAUCUAUGGUCGAGCUAUACUAACCCUUUUACAACAUGGGUUUGGCGAAGAUGCCAUCACGAUGCACGAAUAUCUGGUGCGAAGCGAAGAUCAUCCUAACACCUUGGAUGAACUACAGCCACUCAUGGAAUACGCAAAGAAAUUCGGAUUUCGGGAAGAAUUCGAAUUACUUCGAGAUUACGCCAAAGCUCGGUUCAAAGAAGAAUUUGCAGCCGCCGAACGAGGUAUGAAACCCACCGAAAGGACUGCUUUGAAAGGUGCAGAAGGCGGUGCUGUCAGAGCAAAACCCUUCAAAGAUGACAUUGGGGCCCGGCUUUUUGCGACACGGGCCCUUAAUUUUGAUAUGGUCGUUGGCACGAUGAAAAUGCUUGGCGUAUCAGCCAUUGGGCCACGAACUGUACGUGAAAUGGCCAUCCGAGCUCAAAAUAGCCAGGAUAUUCUGGACAAACUCAAAAGGCUCCGGCAAUCCGGAAUUUCAAUCGGAGACACAGUGUUUACGCGCCUGGUCCAAAAAUUAGCUGCACAAAAUCGUGAUAUCCUACUUUCCGAUCUUCUGAGCAGUGAUCAACACCCCGACGUUCUCGAAGAUGUUGAAUUACAGGAAUCCCUACUUGUCUCCUACUACAUUGCCCGUGAUUCACGCCAAUACAACAUGUCUUUAGCGGUUUUGGCAGAGCUAUAUCCCGAUGCCCCGGACCUGCUAGACAUCCACUUCCGCAAACACAUCGCAGCCGGACAAUUUGACGCCGCUUCCAAAGUGGCAGAUGAACUGGCUUUGCUUGGAAGGCACCUCAACGAAGUCAGUGUGGACUACAUGGCAGAUAAAGUCCUCACGGCCCGCCGAAUGAACUCUCGACCACCGCCUGGGAAACUACUGUCAACCGCAGAUGAGGUGAUGUUCAUUUUCAAGAUCUUACAGCGCGUGGUUCCCGCAGGAGGCUAUGUCAGUGCGGCAUUCUGGGUGGAGCUCUUGAAGCGGCUUGGCAUGUCAAACAAAUUCGAUGAGCUUCGAGAAUGUUGCCUGUGGCUGGCCCGUGAAUAUUCUCCUACAACUCAAACCCGACCAGGCAAACCGUGGGAUUCAUCCAAACCUGCGGUACCCUUGCCUGUACGAGAUGACCGGAUGCUCAGACUCAUCUUCUCCCUGCCAUGCAGCAUGCGAUCGUCCACUGGGGCUUCAUGA
This is a messenger RNA of Penicillium maclennaniae, 2169 nucleotides long. RefSeq lists its product as uncharacterized. The coding region runs from base 1 to 2169 and encodes 722 amino acids. The record is from RefSeq and is a predicted model, not a curated record. Lineage: Eukaryota; Fungi; Ascomycota; Eurotiomycetes; Eurotiales; Aspergillaceae. The transcript has a single exon.